Molecule: messenger RNA, 594 nt
Organism: Entrophospora sp. SA101
Lineage: Eukaryota; Fungi; Glomeromycota; Glomeromycetes; Entrophosporales; Entrophosporaceae
Source: the annotation of a GenBank genome assembly
AUGAAUUGUACUCGUACUACGCUUGGUAAACGUCUUUUAAAACAAUGGUUUCUUCGUCCUACACUCGAUAUAUCAAUUAUCCACGAGAGACAACAUACAAUUGAAUGUUUUAUAAAACCAGAUAAUUUGAAAGCUUCGUCUUUGUUGACAAAGUGUCUCAAACAUAUUAAAAACAUUGAAAGAAUAGUUCAAAAUAUUAAAGGAAAAUUAAGUGUUAAAGAUUGGCAAUCUUUAUUACAGAUUGAAGAAACAUUUUCCAUAACAUAUUUCAAAACUUUCGGAUCUCUUAUCAAUGAUACGAUUGAUUUUGAUGGAAGUGUCAAAGAAAAUCGAAUUAUGAUAAAGCCUUACAUUGACGAGGAUUUGGAUGAAAUGAAACGAGUUUAUGAUGGACUAGACGAUUUCUUGUCUGAAGUCGCCAAUGAAAUAAGCACAACAAUUCCCAACGAAAUUACUACUUCAUUAAAUGUGAUCUAUUAUCCUCAACUCGGAUAUUUGAUUGCUAUCCCGUUAAAACUAGAAUGGAAAGAUGAAAAGGAUUUUGAAUUUGAUGGAUUAUAUUUUCAAGUAGUUAAUUCAAUAUAUUUGAAAUAA